AUGGAUGGUCUGGAGGCUCAGCCCAAGAACUUGGAGUCGUUGGUCAACAUCCCGUUCCCUAGCACGCUGCGAGCUUUGCAAUCUUUUCUCGGGAGCUUGAACUACUACCGCCGUUUCAUUCAGGACUUCGCGGUGGUACGCCGCGGUGUUGCCUGA
Molecule: messenger RNA, 156 nt
Organism: Peronospora matthiolae
Lineage: Eukaryota; Oomycota; Peronosporomycetes; Peronosporales; Peronosporaceae
Source: the annotation of a GenBank genome assembly